This is a messenger RNA of Punica granatum (pomegranate), 1534 nucleotides long. NCBI's taxonomy places the organism in Eukaryota, Viridiplantae, Streptophyta, Magnoliopsida, Myrtales, Lythraceae. The record is from RefSeq and is a predicted model, not a curated record.
AAAGCUCAUCCGGCAUAUCCCAAAUCCGUCCCUCCUUAGUCCUCUGGAAUGGCGACCUUUCUUGUAUUCCUCCUCCUAUCUCUAUCUUCAUUUUGUGCCUCAGCUGAAGUGUCUUGGAACAUCGAUUGCGGAUCCACUGUGAGCUCUUACUCCGACAGCGAUGGCAUGGAAUGGGUAGGGGACAGUACCCUCAUCAAGUCCGGUAAGUUGAAGUCGGUGGCAUCUAGCUAUUCCAGCACCAGCAAUCAUGUGUGGGAUACUCUCAGGGUGUUCACUUCGGGAAAGAAGAAUUGCUACUCCCUCAAAGCCGAAAAGGGGGUGAAAGUGCUCCUCCAAGCAUUCUUCUACUAUGGGAAUUACGACGGCAAAUCAUCUCCUCCGAGCUUUGACUUAGAGCUCGAUGGAAACGAUCUGCUCACGGUCGAAACCAGUAUGGAACUGCAAGUUUCGACUUACAUAGAACUCGUUUACACUGUUCAGAGGGAUUACAUCAGCGUGUGUCUUGUCCAGACACAACCUGACCAGCUCCCUUUUAUAUCUUCACUUCGAAUUAAAAGUCUGCCCUCAGGCAUGUACAAAGCUUUGGACCCAAAAUAUGCGAUGAUUAACCGGGCGAGAUAUGCUUUUGGUUCUGAUGAAACUAUCAGGUAUCCAACAGAUGUCCAUGGUCGAAUUUGGGAUACGAUAGACUUGCCGGAGAGCAGGUACACACCGGUCACUAGUGAAGCUUCGCGUAUCGAUACUAGCGACGUUGCAGAUGAUAUUCCAGAAGCCGUGAUGGAAAAUGCAAUCACCACCUCGAGCAGUUCAGAAAACGCAACACUAGAAUUCAGCCUUCCUGAUUUACCGACACGACCAUCACCAGCGUACAUCACCAUGUACUUCACUGAAGCGGCUCAACUUGAUUCCUCCCAGAAGAGAUCGUUCAGCAUUUAUGUGGACGGCAACCUACUGGAAUCCACAAAAGGCUUCAGUCCCAUCUAUGGAAAGGCUACGCAGCUAAGCAUCUACAAUGUCACAGUUUCAGAAAACACGAUAUUCACGUUCCUCCCAACCUCUAACUCGACAUUACCGCCUCUAGUAAGCGCUAUGGAAGUCUACCGGAUUGUUAAUUACACCGUUCCAUCUUCAGACCCUAUCUCGGAAAAUCCAUCAUCGUCGUCCUCGAAAAGUGAGCCGCCUGUGAAUUCGGCAAUUAGUGCUCUGAUCUUCUUGGUUCUGGUUAACUUUUUUGGUGGAAGUACUCUUCUUCAUAAUACAACAGUAAAAGAGAUAGAGAGCCACCAUAGUCGAAGCAAUAACAGGAGAAGGGCAGAUGAUGGAGCAAAGCUCGAGCAAGAAGCGACGAUGAAUGACUUUGAAGUCUCAACAUGUGUAACGAGGGAUGUAUUUAUAUGACAAGCUAGCGGCUCCCGUGCAUCGACCUCAUUAUGCCAACUUGAUGCUAUCAAUUCAUAAAUCUAGUAUGCAAUUAGUGUGAUUUGCGACAGAUGCAUGUAUGAAUAAUAACAUCAUCAAAGUUUGUCCAGAUUUC